Molecule: messenger RNA, 2160 nt
Organism: Talaromyces marneffei
Lineage: Eukaryota; Fungi; Ascomycota; Eurotiomycetes; Eurotiales; Trichocomaceae
Exons: 5
Coding region: 1-2160 (719 amino acids)
Molecular function (GO): hydrolase activity
Source: RefSeq, a predicted model, not a curated record
AUGCCUCUAAACACAGCUUGUGUUGGCGCCAGCGUCGCUCCGACGAUGCUAUCAACGUGGCUCGCUCAUUAUAUCGACAGAAAAACCCGGCACCUCAAACCCACCGCUCACAUUUCCUACGACGAAGGUCUCAAUAUCGUCCGGGCCUUCCUUAAACAUGCCGCGCACCACACAGUCGAAGACUUGCAAGCCUUCACCGCCCAAAAGAUCCCCUCACCAACGUGGGUCAAGGUUCAGGAACAAGUCAUCCCCAGCGAGCACUUAACCAAAGCCGCGGACCAUGUAAAUGCGCAAUUAGGCGAGCGAGGCAUAAAGCGCGUUGGUGGUAAGACAUGGUGGCAAUGGCGUGGUCAGCAGGGUGACCUGAAAUGCGAAUGGAUUGAGAUGAAGAGCGAUUAUAGGGCGAGGAAGCAGGCGAAUGCGCAUUCUGCAUAUCGCCUGUCGCCACAAUUCCCUUUUCCAUACCCAACGGAGAUUAUCCUGGCUGGCGACUCUGCUGGUGGCGGCAUGGUACUUGCCAUGUUGGUUAUCCUCCGUGACCAGGGUAUCCCACUACCUGCUGGCGCGAUUCUGAUCUCUCCAUGGGCAGACCUGACGCACUCCUUUCCAUCCGUUGCAAGGGCUAGCAAUUUCGACUACAUCCCAGAGUAUGGCUUCUUGCAUCGUCCGUCACCGAGCUGGCCACCACCAAACUCAGAUGAUUUGGCGUACAUUUAUCAGAAUGCCCACCAGAAAGAGCCGGGCAAUAUGGUCAAUCGUGUGCAAACAGAUGGAAUUGGGAAAAUGAACAACUACGACGAGCAAACCGCAAUUCAAGGAUUCACCGUCCGGGAGGAAGACACAGCGGGUGCUACCCAUGCAUAUCCCGGUUUACACAGUGGCAUCAGCCAAGUCGGAGCGGCGGAUGUAGGAACAGCCCAUGCAGACAACAUCGUCGUUCCCAUGCCAGACAAUACUGUCGUCGAGAUCAAGGACCAGAUUCAGAUGUAUGCUCCGAACCGGAUGGUGUCCCAUCCGCUGGUAUCUCCGGUCUUGCAACCUACCCUCGGCGGUUUGCCGCCAUUGUUGAUUCUCACAGGUGGCGGAGAAUUACUUCGAGAUGAGCAAAUCUACCUGGCGCACAAAGCAGCAGAUCCACUGGCCUACCUUCCAGCGGAUAUCUUUCUCGACGAACAUGAUCCAGACAGAACCUUAAUACAUAAGUAUGGGCCAACGAACGUACAAUUACAAGUUUGGGAUGAUCUAUGUCACGUUGCUCCCACAUUGAGUUGGACCAGACCUGCAAAGUUCAUGUAUCGCUCCAUUGCGCAGUUUGGUGCAUGGGCCCUGGCACACGCUCAACAUGCGGAGAUCGAUAUUCCCGAGGAUGAUGGCUCCUCUAAUCCGAGUGAAUCAGCUUCGACGUCGGACAAUGAAGACAAUGAAGAGCCGACAGCAUCCGUGGGGAAGGCAGGAGAUCCCUUACCCCCUUUCCGAAAACACAUUAUUCGACAGAGAGUUGACAGACAUGGUAUGGUAUGCCAUCUCGACCCCCCUCAAUCUUUGCCUGCUCUUCAACACCCGCGUGAAAAAGUCGGCGCCCUGAAUCCUGAUAUCGUCAAGAAAUGGAUGGGUGCAAAGAAGGCGUGGGACGAGAAAUUCGCAAAGGAGAAACUCGCAGUUCAACGUCGUCGAAUCAAGGAUUUCGAAGCGGGGUAUUUCGGGUUUGAUGGCGAGCUCCCUCCCGCAUGCUCCAUGGCUAGUAGACGCAUGGAGAAGGACCUGAAUGCAGCCAAGAUACGCAAGAGUUAUGGCAUGAUGAUGUGGUCUCUUCUUGCUAGUAAGCAUGACAAGGAUAUCGUCACGAGAGAGGCAAGGGAAGAUACCAUUCCGCAUAUCACCAAUAAACCACGGGAAGGUCAGAAGGGUCAGGGAGGUACAGAUAGCAUUGUGCAAAAGACCAGAUCACGACAGGAGGAGAGUAUCUCAGCACCAGGUCGUUGCGAAUUGUCUCCUUUUCCUGUUGGGGAACGAUCUCAUAGUCGUUCUCGUAGUCGGUCACGAAUUGUGAGUGAUGCCGGUCAAGUCAGAGAACAUGACACCGAUCAAUCCGAAAGCACCUCCAUUCCUGUCGUACUCGAUUCCUCGAGUCAACAUCCACGCGGACGCCGAAUCGUCUGA